AGCGCCGGCUCGCCUCCCGCCGCCUCCUCCGGUACGUUCCCGGCGAUUAAUGAGCAGAGCCGCGAAUUAAUACUCUCGGCGCGGCCCCCGGGCGCUGCCGGUACCGGUUACUGGUCGGGGGGCAGCCGUCCCGCCCGCUCGGCGCGCCGCGGUCCCGGCCGCGCAGCCCCCUGCCCUCCAUCCCAGGCGGGGGCGAUGGAGAGCCACGCGGCCGCUCUGCCCUCCGCCGCGGCGCCCGCCUCUCUGGUUUCACCAGGCCCCGGAAGCGGCAGCGGGGCGAUGGCGGCAGCGGGCCCGGCGGCAAGGCCGGCGGCGGCGGAGCUGCAGCCGGAGAAGAACGGCGGGGAGCCGGAGGGCGGCUUCGGGCAGCUGCUGGAGGAAGCGGAUGCGAGGGAGGACGCCGGCUACGUGCCCUACAGGGUCAGGAAGGAAUGGGCAGAUAUUGAACCUAUCCCUCAGAACGACGGGCCAAAUCCUGUUGUUCAGAUCAUCUACAGUAAAAAAUUUCAAGACGUCUAUGAUUACUUCCGGGCGGUUCUGCAGCGGGAUGAGAGAAGCGAAAGAGCUUUCAAGUUAACAGCAGAUGCCAUUGAGUUAAAUGCUGCAAACUACACAGCAUGGCAUUUCCGGAGAGUCCUCCUGCGGUCUUUGGGAAAGGAUCUUCAUGAGGAACUGAAGUACAUUACAGCUAUCAUUGAAGAUCAGCCAAAGAACUACCAAGUCUGGCAUCACAGACGGAUGUUGGUGGAGUGGCUGCAGGAUCCAUCCGAAGAGCUUGAGUUCGUAGCUGACAUUCUUAAGCAAGAUGCCAAAAAUUACCAUGCAUGGCAACACAGACAGUGGGUUAUUCGGGAGUUCAAAUUAUGGGACAAUGAACUAGAAUAUGUAGACCAGCUUUUGAGGGAAGAUGUGAGAAACAACUCGGUUUGGAACCAACGACACUUCGUAAUUUUCAGCACCAUCGGCUAUGAUGACCCAGUAGUCCUAGACACAGAAGUCCAAUACACUCUUGAGAUGAUCACGGCAGUGCCACAUAAUGAGAGCGCUUGGAACUAUUUAAAAGGGAUUCUACAGGAUCGUGGUCUUUCUGAGUAUCCAAAUCUGUUAGAGCAGCUGUUGAAUUUGCAGCCUAGCCACAGUUCACCCUAUCUGAUUGCCUUUCUUGUGGACAUAUAUGAAGAUAUGCUUGAGAACCAGUGUGAUAACAAGGAAGAAACACUAAACAAGGCAUUGGAGUUGUGUGAAAUUCUAGCUAAAGAAAAAGACACCAUCCGGAAGGAAUACUGGAGAUAUAUUGGAAGGUCCCUUAAGGACAAGCACGGCUCAGGCACUGAACAGAGCAUGCUGACAGACAAACAGCAGUAACUGAACUUGGAAGAAAACUGCUCACCACCUGCUGACUGAUGCCUGGCCAGCCCCCAAGGAAUGAUCAGCAGGUGCCGGCCAACCCCCAGUCCCCAGUUUGUAUACUGAGCGUGACAUCCCAUGGUAUGGAAUACCUCUUUGGCUAGCUCAGGUCAGCUGUCCUAGCUGUGCCCCCUCCCAGUUUCUUGUGUCCCUCCAGCCCUCUGGCUGGCAAGGCCUGAGAAACUGUGAAGUCCUGGAAUUAACAUAAACAUUACCCAGCAACAAUUAAAAACCAUCAGUGUUCUGUCGACAUUGUUCUCGCAUCGUAGCCAAAACACAACACUUUACUACUUACUAAGAAGAAAAUUAACCUUAUCCCAGCCAAAACCAGGACAGUAUCCACCCCUUAUUCCAUACGAUUUAUGUCAUGCAGCAUUUUCCAAUACGUAACCACAUCUCCUGUCUUUUAAUAUAAAUACACGGAUAUCAUUCCCUUAGUCUGUGGACCAUCCUUCUGAAGUCCGCUGCGUUCAUUUAGUCCGUGACAUUGGGCUUCAUCUGUUACAACAGUCUGUCCAGGUGGGAAAGAUGGUGUGAGUUGUUGGAUUGUUGUGUCUUGGAGGCAGUUCUAAUUCUAUUAGAGCUGCCCUGAUCUGGUUUCACCAAAGUCAUUCUUCAUUGGUGUGACAGUUGAAAAGGACUCGGGUUCAAAUCCAAAGUGGUAGAGAUGGCACCACAAGGCACUCAGUGUACUAAUAGGCAUAUAGAAAUGACAAUAUACAAUACUGUGUAACAAUUAACAUCACACAACUUAAUUAAUUGGCUGUUUUCACCCAAAAUCAAAUCCCCUUGAGGCACACAUCAAACUUCCCCAUCCUUCCGUAUUACCUAGUAAGUGCUCCCGGGUCCAUUAGCAAAAGCGGUCCCACAAGUGUGUUUGCCUUUGCCUGAGGCAGGAAUGACCCAGACUGUGUUCCCAGACAUAAUGUUAAGGUGGACUGCUGGAACUGUGUCCCUUUCUACAGCAUGUAGAAGCUUUGGUUGGGCGGGUCCAGCUUGUCUGAUAGGUCCUGUGGCGUUGACUAACCAGGUGGCCUUUGCUGAGUGUGUAUGCCAGUGUUUGAAAGUUCCACCACCCUUUGCUUUCAGUGUAGUCUUUUAACAGUCCGUUACAUCACUCAGUUUUCCCAGAGGCUGGUGCAUGGUAGGGAAUGUGAUACACACGCUCGAUGCCAUGCUCUUUGGCCCAGGUGUUUACGAGACUGUUUCAGAACAGUCUCUGUUGUCUGAUUCUGUUCUGUUCUGCUCUUUCUGGGGUGCCGUGUCAUCACAAGACCUGCCUUUCAAGGCCCAGGAUGGCGCCUUUUCAACCUGUGGCAUGGGGCACAGGGUAUGUUUCCAGCCAUCUGGUGGUUGCUUCCACCAUUGUAAACACAGGGCGUUUGUCUGGGUGAGUCUGGGGGAGUGCAAUAUAGUCAGUCUGCCAGGCCUCCCCGUACUGUUAUUUCAGCCAUCAUCCUCCAUACCACAGAGGCUUUUAACUGCUUGGCUUGCUUAAUUGCAGCACAUGUGUCACAUUUGUGGAUUACCUGUGCAGUAGCGUCCGUGGUUAAGUCCACCCCUCGAUCCUGGGCCCACCUAUAUUUUGCAUCUCUUCUUUGAUGGCCUGAGGUGUCAUGGGUCCACCGAGCUAUAAGUAACUCACCCUUACGUUGCCAAUCCAUAUCCACCUGAGCCACUUCAGUCUCAGCUUCUUGAUCUACCUGCUGGUUGUUUCGGUGUUCUUCAGUGGCCUAGCUCUUGGGUACGCGAGCAUUUACGUGACGUACAUUUACAACCAGGUUCUACCCCCCUCCCCGAGCAGCAAUAUCUUGCUGCAGUGUGGCAGCCCAGAUGGGUUCACCUCUCUGUUGCCAAUUACUUCGCUUCCAUUGCUGCAGCUGCCCCCACAGGGCAUUUGCCACCAUCCAUGAGUCAGGAUAGAGUUAAAGCAUCAGCCACCUUCCUCAUUCAGCAACCUCUAAAGCCAGCUGGGUAGCUUUCACCUCUGCAAACUGACUUGAUUCCCUUCAGCAGAUUCUGCAUCAUGUCACAGGGGUCUCCAUACAGCCGCCUUCCACCUCUGUUGCUUUCCUACCAAUACCACAGGACCCAUCGGUAAAUAAGGCAUACUUCUUUACGGUCAGGCAGUUCAUGGUACGAUGGGGCUUCUUCAGCACGUGUCACCUUUUCUUCUGGUGACAUCCUGAAGUCUUUGCCUUUUGGCCAGUCCAUAAGAAUUUCCAAGAUUCCUGGAUGAUUGGGAUUGCCUAUCUGAGCUCGUUGUGUAAUCAGCGUGACCCACUUACUCCACCUAGCAGCAGUUGCAUGAUGUGUAGAGGAGGCCCUCCCUUGAAACCUCCAUCCCAGCACUGGUAACCGGGGCGCCAGAAGGAGCUGUGCUUCACUACUGAUCAUUUCCAAGGCAACUCGAACCCCUUCAUAAGCUGCCAGUAUCUCUUUUUCAGUUGGAGUCUGGUGGGCAUCAGAUCCUCUCUAUCACCGAUGCCAAAAGCCCAAGGACUGACCUUGAGUGUCCCCUGGUGCUUUCUGCUAGGUGCUCCAGGCAGGGCCAUUCUCCCCGGCUGUGGUGUAGAGCACAUUCUUUACGUCUUGCGCAGUCCAAACUGGCACAAGGCCUUGCUCGAACUAUCUCUCGUUUAAUUUAUUCAGAGGCUUGUUGCUCAGGGCCCCAUUUAAAAUAGUUUUCCUUUCACAUCACGCGAUAAAGAGGGUUUACAAUCGUACUGUAACUUGGUAUGUUCAUUCUCCAAAAGCCCAAAACGCCUAAGAAAGCGUGAGUUUCUUUCUUACUAGUUGGUGGAGACAUCCCUGCUGUUUUGUUGAUCGCAUCUGUUGGGAUCUCACAACAUACAUCCUGCCAUUUCGUCUCUAAAAACUGGAUCUCCUGUGCAGGUCCUUUGACUUUACUUUGUUUUAUGGCAAAACCGGCUUUCAGAUGGAUUUGGGUGAUUUUCUCCCCUUUCUCGAAAAGUUCUUCUGCUGUAUUGCCCCAUACGAUGAUGUCAUCAAUGUCUUGCAGGUGUUUUGGACCUUCACCCCGUUCCAGUGCAGCGUGGAUCAGUCCAUGGCAGAUGGUAGGGAUGUGUUUCCAGUUUCCACCCCUGGGGCAGUCGAUUCCAGAUGCAUUGGACACCUUUCAAGUGAAGGCAAACUGUGGCCUGCACUCUGCAGCCAAAGGGAUUGAGAAAAGUGCAUUUGCAGUAUCAGUGGCGGCGUACAACUUGGCUGCCUUUGAUUCCAGUUCAUGUUGAAGUUCUAGCAUGUCUGGCACGGCAGCACUCAGUGGCGGCACUAACUUCAUUCAGGCCACGAUAGUCCAUUGUUAGUCUCCAUUCUCCAUUAGGUUGUCACAGUGGCCGUAUGGGGGGCUAUUAAAGGGUGAAUGGGUUCUGCUGAGAUCGCUCCUUAGUUCUCUGGUUGGCGAACCAGCUCCUGGGUGGGAAUCGGUGAGUCUCGGUUGGUGCGGUAUUGCCCCCGGUGCACCGUGGUAGAGGCGAUCAGCGCCUGCUGUUCCUCAGCUUUCGGUAAUCCCCACCACAGAAGGUUCUUCUGAAAGACCAGGCAAGGUAGAAAGCUGCUCGAUUUCCUCUGUUUCCAGAGCAGCUAUACCACAAGCCCACUGAUACCCUUUCGGAUCCUUGAAACACCCUCUCCUAAGAGAGUCUAUGCCAAGGAUACGAGGAGCUUCUGGGCCAGUCCCGAUGGGAUAUUUUUGUCACUCCUUCCCAGUUCAGCCUCCAAUACAGUUAGCUGUUGAGAUCCCCCUGUCACUCCAGAAAUACUGGUUGGCUCGGCCCCUUCAUAGCUUGAUGGCGUUAAAGUACACCGUGCAGCUGUAUCUACUAAAGCUUUAUGUUCCUGUGGGUCUGAUGUGCCUGGCCGGCAGAUCCACAUGGUCUGGUAAACGCAGCUAUCCGUGUCCUCCGCCUGGCUGCAGGCAGGGUCGCUGUAAUCCUGCUUGUAGGAUUCUCCACCAGGGUGGCAAGUGGUGCGAAGCGGAUGUAGCGUGGAGUAGUUCUGGUCACUUAUGUCUUGGCAGAAUGGAUUAGAAUUCCUUUUCACAGGAUUGUGGGUAAAGCCAGCUGUAUCAGUCUGUCUGGAAAGCUGCCCUCUGGAGACUGGAGCAGCAGCCUUCUUGGAAGACUCUUUAUUUAUGAUUAUUUUUCCUUGUAAUUAAUGCGCCUGUGCCUCCAGGACUGAGGUGGCUUUUCCAUCCCACCUCCUCAUGUUCACUCCAUGGUCCCACAGGUAAAACCACAGGGUACCCUGUGGUAUCUCCUGUGUUCUCCCUCCCAAACAGAAGGGCAUCUGUGGUUGAUGGCUGAGAUGCAGGUCCAUACAGGUGAGGAACAGGAUAUCCUCAUCAAGUUGCUGGACCGGUCUCUCCACAGCUGAGGUGAUGGAGGUAGAGCCGCUAUCUUCAUAACUUCAUCCACCGUUGGUGCAUCGUCUUUUCAACUCAUUGUUGCCAGUGAGUUGGCACAUGAUGAUGGUCUGCUCUGUACCAGUUUCUGUCACAUGGGCUGCGUGCAUAAGGACUUUGCCAGGAUCCAUGGGUGACCAUGGAUCAUCCUGGUUAUAAGAAGUCAUGUCUUUCACAGCUAAUUCCCUUGAGUGUCCGGUUCUCUGUUGCGGUCCACUUGCCUGCGUGACGUGUGGUACCCUCCUUGUAGGGGUACCUUAACAUUUGACAGGAGUCCCUUCCAGAGGCUGAGGGCUUGCAUUCCUUUUGCAUGCCCUGUCAACGUCUCCUUCUUUAGAAAGUGAUCCCAGCUGCUUGGCUUCCCUACCCUCCAAUUCUAUAGUAUUACCCCUGUUAUUCUAGCAUCGAAGUAACCAGGCGAUAAGGUGUUCACCUGAUUGACAGGCAUAAUCUUUCUGCAUUAUCCCACUGUUCAUUCAGAAACAGAAAUCGGGAGGUUAACUGUUGUUCUGUUCGCUGCGUUCAUCCUGAUCCUGUGAUGGCCCUGCUUCAUCCUCCCCCUUUACAAAAUGAGCUGCUUUCCGUUUCCAUUUCUUCUUCAUAUAUAGAAUCUAUACUUCUCCUUCAGUAUAGGCGCCACUGAUACUGACACUGCCGCGGGAGCCAGAGCAACCACGCGGGAGCUGGAGUAGCCAUGAGGUUAGUAGUUAGAAUUAGUUGCUUAAAUCUCCACCAGGUCCAGGAGGUGCAAACCCCGUUCAGUGUUCCUAGCCAGCAGGGUCACGACCCGCGCUGUGGUGCAUCCGACGGACCAAAGAUACUCAGAAUUGCCAGAAACCCUAAAUUUUUCAGUAAUUGGCCCCGGGGGGAAGGAGGAGGCUGGGAUCCCGCCCAUAGGCCGGCUCCCAGGAAAAGGGAAGCCAGAGGUGCAGUUGCUGGCAUUUGCCGCCAGGGGCCGCCCGACCCACAGGGGCGACACCACCGCCGAGUGCGCAGGGCACGGUGUUACGGCCCACGAGUCCAUCGCAUGUAAACCAACGCUGCAUAGUACUACACUGGGAUGACUUUAGCCCAAGUCUCAAGGAGGACAAACAGCACAACACGUACUGCACGUAAAUGAAAGCAGCACUAAGUAGGGCCAUCAACUAGUUUAAAAUCCGGUGUAGUAUUCCCCUAGUAAAGAGGUAUUGCAAUGAAAGAGUGCAGUGGUAAUAGUCUCGGGUCACUGCUGCUGCUGCUGGUAGCCAGGUGCAGUCAAGACAUGCAUUAAGGCUUAAUUACAGAAAUGCACCAGUAAAGGGUUCAUUUCCUGAAAUAAAUACAUAAAGCUAUACCUGCAAUUUAUAAGGCACAAAACCAAUUUCUCAUGCCUCGGUUUACCCACUUGUGGUUCCUAACACGGUCACAUCAGAUGCAGCAGUAAUGACUGCAGGUAACUUAGCUACUAAAGUAACCUACUUCUGGUUAGUGCAGGCAGGUGCCGCAGUUGUUGCUUUAUGUGGGAGCAGCUACACAACACUGACAGCACAUACUAUUAUUGUAUGCAACUAUCACCAAGUGUAAUUUUGUAAUAAAACCAACUUAAAGCA
Falco peregrinus (peregrine falcon) is the source of this 7422-nucleotide messenger RNA. Its product is annotated as protein farnesyltransferase/geranylgeranyltransferase type-1 subunit alpha. Gene Ontology annotation, molecular function: CAAX-protein geranylgeranyltransferase activity; protein farnesyltransferase activity. The coding region runs from base 196 to 1365 and encodes 389 amino acids. The transcript has 9 exons. The record is from RefSeq and is a predicted model, not a curated record. Gene Ontology annotation, cellular component: cytoplasm; protein farnesyltransferase complex; CAAX-protein geranylgeranyltransferase complex. Gene Ontology annotation, biological process: protein farnesylation; protein geranylgeranylation. NCBI's taxonomy places the organism in Eukaryota, Metazoa, Chordata, Aves, Falconiformes, Falconidae.